AUGGCCUCAACUCCAGAACAACCUCUGGUUGAAAAGGAUUACUCAGAUGCUGUGUCCAGUGAGAAUGCUUCUGUCAAUGAGUACAGAGGCUUCCAGGGCCACGAGGGCGAAAUUCGCCAGUUGGCCAGAACCUUGACUCAGAACUCUGUGGGAAGUGACAAAUCCAAAUCGUCUGAGGGUCUUCUCCGUUACUUGUCGCACAUGUCGCAAGUUCCAGGUGUGCCUCCCUUUGAAGAUGGUGUGGAUGACACUUUGAACCCAGAGAGCGAGAACUUCAAUGCCAAGUUCUGGGUCAAGAACAUGCGCAAAUUGUAUCAGCUGGACCCAGACUACUACAAGCCUUCCAAAUUGGGUCUCGCAUACCGCGAUUUGAGAGCAUACGGUGUGGCUACUGACUCUGACUACCAGCCUACUGUCACCGAUGCUUUGUGGAAGAUGGCUGUGGAGGGUAUCCGUUCGCUUCGCAAGGAGGAUGAGAGCCGUUAUUUCGACAUCUUGAAGCCCAUGGAUGGCUACUUCAAACCCGGUGAAGUGACUGUGGUUUUGGGUCGUCCAGGUUCUGGAUGUUCUACGCUUUUGAAGACCAUUGCCUGUAACACAUAUGGUUUCCAUAUCGGCAAAGAGUCGAAGAUUUCAUACGAUGGCUUCACUCCAGACGAGAUCGCCAAACACCACCGUGGUGAUGUGGUGUACUCUGCAGAGACAGAUAUGCAUUUCCCUCACUUGAGUGUGGGUCACACCUUAGAGUUUGCCGCUAGAUUGCGUACUCCCCAAAACAGAGGUAACGUUUCUAGAGAAGAAUACGCCAAACACAUGGCGUCUGUGUACAUGGCCACAUAUGGUCUUUCCCACACCAGAAACACAAAGGUUGGAAAUGACUUUGUGCGUGGUGUCUCCGGUGGUGAGAGAAAGCGUGUUUCUAUCGCCGAGGCUUCUUUGAGUGGUGCUAACAUCCAAUGUUGGGAUAAUGCCACCAGAGGUUUGGAUGCAGCCACUGCAUUGGAGUUUAUUCGUGCUUUGAAGACCGCCGCAGCUAUUUUGGAUGCUACUCCCUUGAUUGCCAUCUACCAGUGUUCCCAGGAUGCAUAUGAUCUCUUCGAUAAUGUCAUUGUGCUCUACGAAGGUUAUCAAAUUUACUUCGGAAAAGCCGCCAGUGCUAAGGCGUUUUUCGAGAACAUGGGAUACGAAUGCCCUCAACGUCAAACCACAGCUGAUUACUUGACUUCUUUGACUAACCCAGCCGAGAGAAUUGUUCGUCCCGGAUAUGAGAAUAAGGUUCCUCGUACUGCUAAGGAGUUCUCUGACUACUGGCGUGCAUCUCAAGAGUACAAGGACUUGAUUGCAGGCAUUGACAAUUACAUGGCGGAGAUGGAGAAAGGUGAGUCGAAAGCAUUGUACAAGGAGUCGCAUAAUGCUAAACAGUCGAAGAACGUUCAUCCAGGUUCUCCAUUUACUGUUUCUUUCGGAAUGCAGGUGAAGUACAUCGUGCAACGUAAUUUCCUCAGAAUGAAAGGUGAUCCAUCCAUCCCUCUCUUUUCUGUCGUUGGUCAGGGUAUUAUGGGUUUAAUCUUGUCUUCUGUGUUCUAUAACUUGCAACGUGUUACCGAUUCUUUCUACUACCGUGGUGCAUCGAUGUUUUUUGCUGUUUUGUUCAAUGCUUUCGCUUCGUUAUUGGAAAUCAUGACUUUGUUUGAGGCUCGUCCUAUUGUCGAAAAGCACAAGAAGUUUGCGUUGUACCGACCAUCGGCUGAUGCCAUGGCUUCCAUUGUCUCAGAACUUCCUGUGAAAUUAGCCAUGUCGACCUUCUUCAAUUUCACCUUCUACUUCAUGGUGCAUUUUAGACGUAAUCCAGGACGGUUCUUCUUUUACUGGCUUGCAUGUGGUUUCUGUACUUUGUGCAUGUCCCACAUGUUUAGAUCAUUGGGUGCAGUUUCUACGUCCUUGGCAGGUGCCAUGACACCAGCCACCGUGAUUUUGUUGGCUAUGGUUAUUUUCACUGGUUUUGUUAUCCCUAUUCCAAAUAUGUUGGGUUGGUGCAGAUGGAUCCAAUAUAUCAAUCCUGUGUCUUAUGUCUUCGAAUCCUUGAUGGUGAACGAAUUUGCUGGAGUGGAGUACGAAUGUUCGCAGUAUAUCCCAUCUGGUCCUGGCUAUCCUCAAGUAGCGACUGAAAACAAUAUUUGUAAUGUUGUUGGUGCUGUGAGAGGUCGUGCAACUGUUUCUGGUACCGCUUUCUUGGCCAAGUCAUACGAUUACCAUAACUCUCACAAGUGGAGAAACAUUGGUAUUGUUAUUGCUUACAUUGUUGUUUUCUUGGGUGUCUACGUUUCUUUAACCGAGUUCAACAAGGGCGCUAUGCAAAAGGGUGAAAUUGUUAUUUAUUUGAAGGGCUCGUUGAAGAAAAUGAAGAAGAAAACUGAAGCAAACAAGGCUACUUCGGAUGAUUUGGAGAAUAAUCUUCCUAACGAAAAGAUUGAUUACAAGGAGGCUGCCGGCGACGAGAAUGAGAACUCUUCUUCAGAGAAGAUUGAAGAGCAAAGAGACAUUUUCCAUUGGAGAGACUUGACUUACUCUGUGAAGAUUAAGUCAGAGGACAGAGUUAUUUUGAACCACGUCGAUGGUUGGGUUGCUCCUGGUCAAGUCACUGCAUUGAUGGGUGCUUCUGGUGCUGGUAAGACUACAUUGUUGAACUGUUUGUCCGAAAGAGUCACGUCGGGUACUAUCACUGAUGGCCAGAGAAUGGUCAACGGUCAUGGAUUAGACUCUUCUUUCCAAAGAUCUAUCGGUUAUGUCCAGCAGCAAGAUAUCCAUUUGCCUACGUCCACUGUUCGUGAAGCCUUAACUUUCUCUGCUUACUUGAGACAACCAUAUUCUGUAUCAAGGGCCGAGAAGGAUGCAUAUGUUGACUACAUCAUUGACUUAUUAGAAAUGAGAGCAUACGCAGAUGCCUUGGUUGGUGUUGCUGGUGAAGGUUUGAACGUCGAGCAACGUAAACGGUUGACCAUUGGUGUUGAAUUGGUGGCUAAACCAAAAUUGUUACUUUUCUUGGAUGAGCCUACUUCUGGUUUGGACUCUCAAACUGCUUGGUCUAUCUGUAAGUUGAUGAGAAAGUUGGCCGACCAUGGCCAGGCUAUUUUGUGUACCAUUCACCAGCCUUCCGCUAUUUUGUUGAAGGAAUUCGACCGCUUAUUGUUCUUGCAAAAGGGUGGUAAGACUGUCUACUUUGGUGACUUAGGAGAAAACUGUCAGGAAUUGAUCAACUACUUCGAGAAGUAUGGCGCCCACCCUUGUCCUAAGGAAGCAAACCCAGCAGAAUGGAUGUUGGAGGUUGUCGGUGCAGCACCAGGUUCGAAGGCUCUGCAAGACUACUUCGAAGUCUGGAAAAAUUCCACUGAAUACGCUAAUGUGCAAAAGGAGUUAGACCGCAUGGAAACUGAAUUGGUGAAACUUCCAAGGGAUGAAUCGCCUGACGCUAAGUUAACCUACGCUGCACCAUUGUGGAAACAAUACUUCAUUGUGACUUGGAGAACAAUUCAACAAGAUUGGAGAACUCCAGGCUACAUUUAUGCUAAGCUCUUUUUGGUGAUCUCUUCGUCAUUGUUCAAUGGUUUCUCCUUUUUCAAAGCUGGUACCUCGCAACAAGGAUUGCAAAAUCAAAUGUUUUCGAUGUUCAUGUUUUUCAUGCCUUUCCAGACUAUGAUUCAGCAAAUGUUACCGUUCUAUAUCAAGCAAAGAGAAAUCUAUGAAGUUAGAGAAGCUCCUUCGAGAACCUUCAGUUGGGCUGCUUUCAUUUCUGCGCAAAUCACGUCAGAAGUUCCCUUCCAGAUUGCUGUCGGUACAUUGUCUUUCUUCUGUUGGUAUUAUCCUGCUGGUUUCUACAAGAACGCAGAACCUACUGAUAUGGUCAACCAGCGUGGUGCAACUAUGUGGUUACUUGUUAUUUCCUUCUAUGUCUACACCACCACGAUGGGUCAAUUGUGUGUUUCAUUUGUCGAGUUAGCUGAUAAUGCAGCAAACCUUGCAAACUUAUUGUUUAUCAUGUGCUUGAACUUCUGCGGUGUCUUGGCUGGUCCAAACUUCUUGCCUGGCUUCUGGAUUUUCAUGUACAGAUGCAAUCCGUUCACGUAUUUGAUUCAAGCCAUGUUGAGUACAGCGUUGGCGAAUACUAAAGUUGUUUGUGCUACUAGAGAACUUCUUACUUUCGACCCUACUCUGGGCAAAACCUGUGGUGAGUACAUGAAAGAUUAUAUUGCCAAGGCUGGUGGUUACUUGGUCAACGAAAGUGCGACUUCCGAUUGUCAAUAUUGUAAGAUGGCCACCACAAACGCAUUUUUGUCUUCUGUGAAUGCGAAGUACGAUCAGAGAUGGAGAAACUAUGGUAUUUUCGUUGCGUUCAUUUGCAUCAACAUCAUUUUGACUAUUUUCUUCUACUGGUUAGCCAGAGUGCCUAAGGGAACCAGACAAAAGAAGUAA
This is a messenger RNA of Clavispora lusitaniae ATCC 42720, 4470 nucleotides long. Its product is annotated as ATP-binding cassette multidrug transporter. Lineage: Eukaryota; Fungi; Ascomycota; Pichiomycetes; Serinales; Metschnikowiaceae. Gene Ontology annotation, cellular component: membrane. The record is from RefSeq and is a predicted model, not a curated record. Gene Ontology annotation, biological process: xenobiotic detoxification by transmembrane export across the plasma membrane. Gene Ontology annotation, molecular function: ATP hydrolysis activity; ABC-type transporter activity; ATP binding.